Cylindrotheca closterium is the source of this 666-nucleotide messenger RNA. The record is from the annotation of a GenBank genome assembly. NCBI's taxonomy places the organism in Eukaryota, Bacillariophyta, Bacillariophyceae, Bacillariales, Bacillariaceae.
AUGGAAUUGAGUUCCUGCGCUUCCUUUUUGGCACGUGAAAUGGUUCGGUAUGCCGAAGCAAAGGCAAUCUUUACCUUUAUCAUUGGGGUGGAUCAUGGAGAACAACAACAACAACAACAGGAGGCUGUUCUGGACUCGUCUGUAAUGAUGCCACCACAGGCACAAGCACAGGCACAAUCGCAGCAACAGCACAAAAUGUGUUUACUACUCCGCUUGGUGAGCUGGGAUACCACCAUUGCCACGGAAGCAUCCAAGAACGAUGGUGGAUUGAAAUAUGAAAACGUGGCCAAAGUGGUCUAUGAAGAAGUUGUGGAUGAAAUGAUUGACAACAACACUAGCAAAGCCGACAACACCACCACCAAUAACAAGAGUGAGGACCCGAGUCAAUGGGUCUGGGGAGGAGUAAAUUUGUGUUGUAUUCUACCAGGCGUCAAGGAGACUGGCACUGCAAAUCAUCAAUUGGACAAGGUUUCCACCGUCCGCCUCCAACUACCACUGGACGAAUACGAGAUUGUCAAGAAGGAUUUGCACGCCAAGAGCAAUCUCUUUCCAAAGAGUAUCAAGGAUGCAACGAUUCUCAUGAAAAUGGGAGGAGCCAUGGGUGGUACCAGCAGCAGAAGCAGCGGCAAUACUACUAUGGACUUGACCGUCCUUCCUUUGAGAUAA